Candoia aspera is the source of this 2088-nucleotide messenger RNA. Its product is annotated as vesicle-trafficking protein SEC22b. The transcript has 5 exons. Bases 94 to 741 code for a protein of 215 amino acids. Gene Ontology annotation, molecular function: SNAP receptor activity. Gene Ontology annotation, biological process: endoplasmic reticulum to Golgi vesicle-mediated transport; vesicle fusion with Golgi apparatus; retrograde vesicle-mediated transport, Golgi to endoplasmic reticulum. Gene Ontology annotation, cellular component: endoplasmic reticulum-Golgi intermediate compartment; SNARE complex; ER to Golgi transport vesicle membrane. NCBI's taxonomy places the organism in Eukaryota, Metazoa, Chordata, Lepidosauria, Squamata, Candoiidae. The record is from RefSeq and is a predicted model, not a curated record.
GGAAUUUGGUCUUUGCAGCUUCCGGCCAGCUCAGUGUAGUUAGUCUUGGGCGGCAGGAUUCUGAAUCUGUAGGUAUUGUUCGUCCAAACUAAGAUGGUGCUUCUAACGAUGAUUGCUCGGGUAGCUGAUGGGCUUCCGUUAGCGGCUUCUAUGCAGGAGGAUGAGCAGUCGGGUCGAGAUCUGCAGCAGUACCAAAGCCAAGCCAAGCAAUUGUUUCGGAAACUCAAUGAACAGUCUCCUACCAGAUGCACAUUAGAAGCUGGAGCAAUGACUUUUCAUUACAUUAUUGAGAAAGGAGUUUGUUAUCUGAUACUAUGUGAAGCUGCUUUCCCCAAAAAAAUGGCUUUUGCAUACCUGGAAGAUUUGCACUCAGAAUUUGAUGAACAACAUGGAAAAAAGGUGCCAACAGUGUCCAGACCCUAUUCUUUCAUUGAGUUUGAUACUUACAUUCAGAAAACCAAGAAGCUGUAUAUAGAUAGCCGUGCAAGAAGAAAUCUUGGCUCUAUUAAUACCGAGUUACAGGAUGUACAAAGAAUCAUGGUAGCCAACAUUGAAGAAGUCUUACAACGAGGUGAAACUCUUUCAGUAUUGGAUUCCAAGGCAAACAAUCUGUCCAGUUUGUCCAAGAAAUACCGCCAGGAUGCAAAAUAUCUGAACAUGCGUUCCACCUACGCCAAGCUCGCUGCUGUUGCUGUGUUCUUUAUUAUGCUGAUUGUCUAUGUGCGGUUCUGGUGGCUGUGAGAGAUUAAUGGGCCCCAAAGAGGGAUAUUUAAUAAUAGCAAGCAUAUCAUUGUUAAAUAGCCAAGAUCACAGGAUGUACAUUAGAAUCUGCCUAGAAAUGUUCUUACAAUGAGAAUUGCUGCUAUUUCCAAAUGUCAGAGCUUGCUGGGACUAAGGAUUUUCCUUUGUAGCAGUGACAUGCUUGGAAGACAAGACACUUCUCCAGCUGACAGAUAGGAGUAGCCUAAUUUGAUCUAUCUACUGCUAUUCAGCACUGCUGAUAAUAGACAUACCCUAAAAUAAGUGCAGCUCUGGUAGUUAGGGGAUUCUAAUGGACAUUCUAGAGUGUGAGCCUUGUUAAUUGAAGAGAAAUUCCUGUUUCAAGGCUGACACGUGUGUGCAUGUGUGUGUGUACAUGACACACACUGAUUUUUUUAGUUUGUCCAGUCAAUACUGAUUUUAUAUUAUCAAAUCUUGACUCAUUACCCUGUUAAUUUAGUAACUGCAUAAAAAUAUUGCUUCAUCUGGCUUCUGUGACUGGUAAGUGAAAUGAGGAAAUAAUUUGAGUUCACGUCACUGUAAAUAUUUGAGCAUCAUGCUAAACUGUAGUUCAGUGUAUUAUGACUAAGCUACAGGACAUUUCUCCAGCUGACAGAUAGGUGUCAGCAAGUGUUAGAGUAUUACUGUACAGCUGAGGAAAUACUUCAGCUUUUACUUCUGAUUUGUUUAACUAUGGAUUGUCAUAUCAUUUGGACUAAAUUAGGUUUAAUUCUAACUAUAGCUAAUUUGAAGCUAUACAGUUUCAAAAGCAGAAGCUUUUGGCCAAUUUCCCAUGACUAGGCAAGGGAAGAGAAAAGAGGAGGGUCCUCAGGACCAAGAUUCACUAAGGCUCAUUUACACUGUGGCUUAGUGUGAUGUUCAGAUGUGGCCUCUCUCUGUUUAUCUUACACUGAGUUGCUGAGUGCCCUCACAAAUGUUGUUGCAGUCUGUAAGAUCACCUACUAGCUGGAUAUCCCUUAUUACAAAAGAACAGUGGAAGAGCAGGCUUCUUCCUGAGAACCUGAAUAUAUAUUUUGAAAAAUUAACCCCUUUCUUUCCUAGAACUAUGUUUCUAACUUUAUCACAAAAGAUAAAUUGCCAUGGAGUAUCUCUGGUGACACUGCCCUCCACAAAGUAUACAUAUCUAUUUUGGGAAUUGCCUAGCUGCAAGCAAAUUCAGUUCCAUGAGUCAAGAUCUGUCAUAGAAGUUCUGCAGAAUAAACAGAAAACAUCUCAGUUCUGACAAGGCCAAAGAACUUUAAACUCCAAGGUUAAAUGUCUAUUGCCAUCCACAUGUCAGCACUGAAAUAAAUGUAUUAAGUAAAUCUU